UUUUAUUAUUAAAUACUGGAAAAAUAAACCCACCGACGAGACGACCAAGCAGGCUUCCAUUUCCAAAUCCCAAAUCCGCGUUUGCUAAAGAAUGAAGAGCUAAUAAGCUAAAAGGCUUUGUGCCUUGAGCUGAAGAAAAGAAACAAUUAAACCAUUCAUUAAUCUCAAUUAUUAUUGUUAUUAUUAUUAUUAGUGCUGUUUCUUCCUUUCCAUGUAUCAAUAAAUACACACAAUCACUACUGAACUCCGAUCUCAACUCAAUCUUCCAAAAAAGAAAACAGAUCAAAUGGCGCGUAUGUCGCAUUUGACUCUGCUGAUCUUUAUCUUCCCUCUUCUACUUCACUCGGCUCACUCCAAAACCCUGAAGCGCGACGUGAAGGCUUUGAAUGAGAUAAAAGCAUCACUUGGAUGGAGAGUAGUGUACGCAUGGGUCGGUGAUGAUCCUUGUGGUGAUGGCGAUCUGCCUCCGUGGUCUGGUGUCACUUGUUCUACUCAAGGCGAUUAUAGAGUUGUUACGGAAUUGGAAGUUUAUGCAGUUUCAAUUGUGGGUCCAUUUCCUACUGCUGUUACCAAUUUGUUGGAUCUCACUAGAUUGGAUCUCCAUAACAACAAAUUGACAGGGCCUAUUCCUCCACAGAUUGGGCGGUUGAAGCGUCUUAAGAUACUUAAUUUGAGGUGGAAUAAGUUACAAGAUGUGAUUCCUCCUGAAAUUGGUGAACUCAAGAGUCUAACCCAUCUAUAUCUGAGUUUCAAUAAUUUCAAAGGUGAAAUCCCUAAGGAGCUAGCAAAUCUUCCCGAACUUCGGUAUCUUUAUCUACAUGAGAAUCGCUUUUCUGGACGAAUUCCUGCUGAAUUGGGGACUUUGCAGAAUCUUCGGCACUUGGAUGUUGGCAACAAUCAUUUAGUAGGUACUAUAAGGGAAUUAAUACGUUUUGAGGGUUGUUUCCCUGCACUUCGAAACCUUUACCUAAACAAUAAUUACCUCACUGGAGGAGUCCCUGCACAACUUUCAAACUUGACGAAUCUAGAGAUAUUGCAUCUAUCAUAUAAUAAGAUGUCGGGAAUUAUACCUGCUGCAAUUGCUCAUAUUCCUAAAUUGACUCACUUGUACUUGGAUCACAAUCAAUUUUCAGGGAGAAUUCCUGAUGCCUUCUAUAAACAUCAAUUCUUGAAAGAAAUGUACAUUGAAGGAAAUGCAUUCAAGCCCGGGGUAAACCCAAUAGGAGUCCAUAAAGUCCUUGAAGUCUCUGACGCAGAUUUCAUAGUUUAGUAGAUUACAAUAUAUUCUUUAAUCAUUUGAUAUUGUGGUUAUACUGGCUGUUUCUAGGCUAUAUUUAUUUGUGAAUGAAAAUGGGAAAUCCCAAUAGCUCUGCAGAAAGGUUUGUCAAUCAAUGGAUUUAGCUCCCUCUUUCUCUC
Messenger RNA from Ricinus communis (castor bean), 1416 nucleotides. RefSeq names its product probable leucine-rich repeat receptor-like protein kinase At1g35710. The record is from RefSeq and is a predicted model, not a curated record. Bases 287 to 1270 code for a protein of 327 amino acids. The transcript has 11 exons. Gene Ontology annotation, molecular function: protein binding. Lineage: Eukaryota; Viridiplantae; Streptophyta; Magnoliopsida; Malpighiales; Euphorbiaceae.